AUGUUCCCAUUUCUCUAUGAGCUUAUUGAAAUCUCUUCUUCCUACUUCCUCCAAAGGACAGCCUUUUCUGCCUCAGGGAGGAAUAGAAAUAUAGACCACAAUGAUGGAGACCUCCCAGAUGUGCACAAGAAGCUGCCCUCCAGCGCUGGAGAGGACCGAGCCAUGCUGCUAGGGUUUGCAAUGAUGGGCUUCUCUGUCCUCAUGUUCUUCUUGUUUGGAAUCACCAUCCUAAAGCCUUUCUUGCUCAGCACUCAGAGAGAAGAAUCAAACUGCACUAUCAUCCACACUCAUAUCAUGGAUGACUGGAUAGACUGUGCUUUCACCUGUGGUGUGGACUGCCGAGGCCAGGGCAAGUACCCAUGUCUUCAGGUGUUUGUGAACCUCAUGCAUUCAGGUCAGACUCUCCUACAUUAUAAUGAAGAAGCUGUCCAGAUAAACUCCAAGUGCUUUUACACACCCAAAGGCCACCAAGACAGGAAUGACUUGCUCAACAGUGCUCUGGACAUAAAAGAAUUCUUCGAUCACAAAAAUGGGACACCCUUUUCAUGUUUCUACAGUCCAGAGAGCCAAUUUGAAGAUGUCCUUCUCAUAAAAAAGUACGACCAAAUGUUUAUCUUCUACUGUUUAUUCUGGCCAGUGCUGACUCUGCUAGGUGGUGCCCUGAUUGUUGGCAUGGUGAGAUUAACACAGUACCUGUCUCUACUGUGUGAGAAAUAUAGCACUGCACACAGAGAUGAGGUAGGUGGCAAAGUACCUUAUAUGGAACAGCAUCGAUUCAAACUGUGGAGUGUGGGGAGGAGCCAAGAAAGGGGCAGAGAAAUCUCACGAUGGUGGCCAAAUUAA
Leptonychotes weddellii (Weddell seal) is the source of this 843-nucleotide messenger RNA. NCBI's taxonomy places the organism in Eukaryota, Metazoa, Chordata, Mammalia, Carnivora, Phocidae. The record is from RefSeq and is a predicted model, not a curated record.